This is a messenger RNA of Paramuricea clavata, 828 nucleotides long. The record is from the annotation of a GenBank genome assembly. NCBI's taxonomy places the organism in Eukaryota, Metazoa, Cnidaria, Anthozoa, Malacalcyonacea, Plexauridae.
AUGAGAAAAGUAUAUAUGAUUCAAACAACAAAAUUAUUAAAUGAAAUGCGCGUUGAACAUGCAUCUGCUCAUUCUCCCGCCAUGCUUGAUUCAGAGGAAUCAGAAACACCAGCUUCAGAGGAAGCUAACACACCCGCUUCAGAGGAAGCACGUCAAACUGCUUCAGAUGAAGCCAUUGCGCAAGGCUCGCAAGAAGCCACUCACUCUCGUUCGGCGGACGAGCCAACAACAUCCUACCGGGAAAGCGAAGACGACGCAUUAAGCUUGUUUGUGGGAAAUGAUUUUGAGCCAGCUGAAGCCGAAGAUCCCGAUAACGAUAGUCUAUUAGACUUAAUCGAUGAGUCUCUGCGACCGUCAGAUUCUUCUGGCGCUCCAUUUUCCGAAAAGGUAGCGAAACUGGUCAAUGACAAAUUUUCAAUUGACCUGGGCCUUGAGAAACAAAAAGAAAUUCAGUUUUUUGAGAAAUACAAGACGCCAUCCAAUUGCAACAUGUUUCAUGUACCCAAGGUUAAUGAACCUAUCUGGUCAAGCCUAAAAGAUUUUCACAGACAGCGUGAUUUACGUACCGCUGUUUUGCAAGACCCUAUUGUGCGCGUUACUAGCGCUUUAUCUAUUACAAUCGACGACUUAUUAAAAUGUCGAGAAACGAAGAAUGCAACCCCGGAUUAUCGAAACAUUGCCACACGGCUGUUUGACUCAAUUGCCUUAUUGGGGCACGUUAACUUGUUUAAACGCCGAGAUUCUCUGCGUUUAUUGCUCAGCAAAGAGCUUAAAUCGGCAUGCAAUCGAUCACUCCAACAAACCGGGCAGUCUCCUUUUCGGGGAUGA